CUAAUCCACUUGUUCUAUAUCAUGGGCUUCCUGGAUACUUGCGUAAUAAUAAUAGAAAAACACAUGGAAUGAGUAUAGAAUUUUGGCUUGUUGAAGGGCAAGAAUGUUUGAUUAUAUCUGAAAAUAUUACUCCAAUUAAUGUUUGGCUAAAGGAUCUUAAUAGGCUAGCAGAAUAUAAAUAUUUUGUAACUGAAAUAUUAUAUAGCUUUAAUGGUUGGUAG
Molecule: messenger RNA, 221 nt
Organism: Dentiscutata erythropus
Lineage: Eukaryota; Fungi; Glomeromycota; Glomeromycetes; Diversisporales; Gigasporaceae
Source: the annotation of a GenBank genome assembly